GGCUCAAAGUGGUGCUCUCCUAAUACUCAUCCUGAAUCCUCGUUUUUAACUCGUGUUUUUCAUCACCACAGGUCACAUCGGCAAGAAGCCCACUCUUCGAGGUUCCCUACAGACAACCAUACGUUACAGCAUUUGCAGCAUAUAAAGGCAGUCGAGCAAUGCCAAAUCCCUCCAUCUUCACCAACCUCCCCAACUCCCCAUUUCUUCAUCAUGUCGAGAAAGCUAAAGACUGGAACCUACAUCAUCAGAAGCGUCGCAGUGAAGGAUGGCUGCAUCGGUCGCUCGAAGCGAGAACAACAAGAUCUUGCUCCUAAGAAGGUGUUCUCGCUUCCAGCACAUCAUGAUGUGCAGCAAUUUGUAGUUGAAGCACUUGAUAACGGUCGUUAUCAACUUUGGGCUGGUAGCCCCACAGCCACAGUAGACGGACACCUUUCCGCCAUCCUCCUUUCAUCUCCUCCACCUGAAGAGUGGAACAUUGUAUAUCAACCAUCGCAGAAGGCAUAUACCAUAGAGACUGCUUCUCGAGACCGCAGUUGGACCAUACCAAGUAAAGAGGGCUUUGUUCAAGUCGCUGUUCGUCCUUCAACGAGACCACCACCCCGAUACCCCGAAAACGAGCUAUUUACCUUUGAGGCCAUGCAACCUCAUGACGAUUGAAAUUUGAACACUUGGAAAUAUGAUUUAUGAGAAUAUGGUUAACUAAUUUAAAUCAAGUAGGAGAGCUCGCAAUUCGUUCAUAUGGCGAAUCGCAACUAGAGAAGUUAUGAUGUCGAGUAUGACUGGCAUGAAGGCGCUGAGGACUGUUCGUGUCGUGCGUUCUCGGGACGUGUCAACGACAACUUUUCACUGGGAAAAGUCGGCGCCAAUAGCUUGAACGCCGCCAUAGUCCAUCGGGGCUUGUUCGCACUCCGAGUGGUCCUAAAGCAAUAGAACGUUCGCCGACCUAACAUCCCGAAGACCCUGCAACCACCAGCAGCGAUGAUCGGAUGUUGGCUGUGGUAGCGCCUAUAGAUACCCCCUUAUCAAUUUGACCAUCUACUCACAUCAGAAAGGACAUGUUACACUAGUACUAUCACAGUACUCGGACUUAAAUCAUGUUGAAACAUUUUGAAGUACUAGUUACCCACUUUCGUUGCUAGCGCUGAUGGGUUGUCACAGUGCUGGCGAGUCUACAAGUGUUGAACGUUGAACUGUGUCACAGUAGUUAGCAAGUAGAAGUGUGUGACUUGGACAGACUGUCAUCACUGUGGCUUAUCUUCCUGUCUUUACACAUAACAACAAGGUUGCCGCAUACCCAUCACUUCUUGUGUAUAAUUAACUGUACUUAUUCAACCGAAAUAAAGGAUACUACGG
This is a messenger RNA of Serpula lacrymans var. lacrymans S7.9, 1353 nucleotides long. RefSeq lists its product as uncharacterized. The record is from RefSeq and is a predicted model, not a curated record. Lineage: Eukaryota; Fungi; Basidiomycota; Agaricomycetes; Boletales; Serpulaceae. Gene Ontology annotation, molecular function: serine-type endopeptidase inhibitor activity; protein binding. Bases 211 to 657 code for a protein of 148 amino acids. The transcript has 5 exons.